Messenger RNA from Rhipicephalus sanguineus (brown dog tick), 342 nucleotides. RefSeq lists its product as uncharacterized. Bases 1 to 342 code for a protein of 113 amino acids. The record is from RefSeq and is a predicted model, not a curated record. The transcript has 2 exons. Lineage: Eukaryota; Metazoa; Arthropoda; Arachnida; Ixodida; Ixodidae.
AUGAAAGCAAUCCUCAUCGCUGCAGUCAUCGCCUUGGUUUUGGGCACCGGAUACGGCUACCCGAAUCUGGGCUUCAAGCCCAAUGGCGGAUUCGGUGGACCUGGUUUCCCCUUUGGUGCUAGCAACCUCGGGUUCGGAUCAGCUGGUUUCAACCCACUUGCCGGCUCCGGUGGUGGCAACUUCGGCUCUGGAGGACCUGGUUUCGGUGUCGGCGCUGGCUCCGGUAGCUUCGGCUUCGGAGGACCUGCCAUCAAGCCUGGUUUAGGCUUCGGUUCUGGAUAUCGUCAAGGCUUCAGCGCUGGCUUCGGCGCUCGCUUCAAUUAUGGCUACGGGCUCUACUGA